AUGGACGUCCACCGCUGCCGAUUCGUUCCCUACAAACCCUCCGCGAUCAACGCCAUCGCCUUCUCGCACCCCAAGACGAGGUCGGCGCUGCAAGCCUCACUUGCGCGUCUGGCAAUUGGAAGGGCCAAUGGCGACAUUGAGAUCUGGAACCCGUCAAAUGGGUCUUGGAACCAGGAACUCGUCAUCCCCGGAGGCAAGGACCGCAGCGUUGACGGAUUAGUCUGGGUCAACGAGCCUGACCAAGACCUCGGCGAUGGCCGAGUUGCUGCUGGCAAGUUGCGCCUCUUCAGCAUCGGCUACACCUCUACGGUUACCGAGUGGGAUCUUGAGAAGGGAGUACCCAAGAGGCACGCGAGCGGUCAGCAUGGGGACAUCUGGUGCAUGGCCGCCCAGCCGCCUGCCACCGACAAGGCGAGCUUCGGACAAGAUGCUCAAGAUUCCACCAAGCUCAUCGCUGGAACCAUUGACGGCGAGCUGGUUAUGUACUCCAUUGAGGAUGACGACUUGCGCUUUCAGCGAGUGCUGCUGAGGUCUCCCACCAGGAAAGCACAAAUGGUCAGCAUUACCUUCCAGUCCCGCAAGGUCGCCAUUGUUGGUUGCUCCGAUAGCACAAUUCGAGCGUACGAUAUUACCAAGGGCCACAUGUUGCGAAGGAUGACACUGGGCUCUGACCUCGUUGGUGGCUCCAAGGACAUCAUCGUCUGGUCAGUGAAGUGUCUCCCCGGAGGCAACAUUGUCUCAGGCGAUUCUACCGGUCAGGUCUGCAUCUGGGAUGGCAAGACAUAUACGCAAACACAGCGCAUGCAAAGUCACAAGCAAGAUGUGCUCAGUCUCGCAACCAAUUCAGAUGGGACCUCAAUCCUCAGUGGAGGCAUGGACCGACGAACGAUUCUUUACAAGCAAAACACCGGCGCGGGCAACCGAUGGAGCAAAGUUUGGGGCAGGCGGUAUCACGAGCAUGAUGUCAAGUCCAUGGCCUCAUUCGAGAGUGGCCGUAUCAGCGUUGUCGUCUCUGGAGGCCCCGACGCCAACCCUGUUGUGAUUCCUCUCAAGGAGAUGGGACGCGAGAACCACCGAAUCAUGUCUAGCCUACCGCAACAGCCUCCUGUCUUGAGUGCUGCCAGGGCACGGUUCGUCGUUAGUUGGUGGGAGAGGGAGGUUCAUGUCUGGGCUCUGCGGAAAUCCGCAACAGCCAUGUUCGAGGCUGGUGGCGAGGAUGUAGAUGUCAACCAAAACCGCAAGCUCCUCAAGACGAUUGUGGUUAAGGGAGACUCUAACAUCACCUCCGCAACCAUCAAUCAGGAUGGUACACUCCUUGUGGUGUCUACUUCAGCCAGUGUCAAGGCGUUCAAGCUGGAGCACCAAGACCCGAUCAAGCCGUCUGACGUCAAGCUUUCCAGCAUCCAGGUCCCGCAAAAGCUGACUGGCAUCGGUGCCAGCAAAGUCGAGCUCUCUCCCAAUGGUCAGUGGCUCUGCGCCGUGCAGGAGGGUUCUCGAGUUUUGCUGGCCAAGGUCGACACCCUCAAGGAUUCUGAUGCCCCCAUCACCUUCCAGCCACAACUACGACGGCUUACCCGAUUGCGACGACAUAUCCCACGUUACGUUCUCAAUGGUGGACUGGGCAGCUACGAUAGGACCAUCACACAUGUCGCCUUCUCUGCUGACUCGAAUAUGCUCGCAACCUCCGACUUGGCGGGAUACCUCGAUACUUGGGUGUUACGCGGCAGCAAAGAGCACCUGCAGAAUGGAGCUAAGGCAGAAGGUGACGCGUCUUCAUCCUCAGAGAGCGAUUCUUCAGAAGAGGAAGAUGAUGUAGUCACGCAGGCUGGUGACCAAUGGGUUCGUAACCCCAACGCCAAACUUCUGCCCAAACUCCCUUCUGCUGCCACGGUUCUGUCGUUCUCGGACGACGUGCCCCAGACCCAAAAUUCUGUCGGCGGGGCGGACGUUGAGUCAGAUGUUGCCGACGACUAUACCCUCUUGGCAAUCACCUCCUCGUGGAACCUUUUUACGUUCCAUCCCCUGCAAGGCUCCCUGACCCCGUGGGCUCGUCGUCAUCCCCGACAUGCCCUCCCUACAGCUGUUCAAGAUCUCCUAGACUUGGCCAAGGGUGUGCUCUGGCAGGGUCCCCGCGCAUGGAUCUACGGUGUCUCAUUCCUUCUCAUGAUCGAUAUGGCUCAGGAUCUCCCCAAGCCGGCUCCUGUGGCCGACGCAAGUGAGAACCCUGGCAAGCAGGGCAUGAAACGCAAGAGAGGCGGCCCGAGUAGUGGUGCCGGUGGCAGGAUGGAGCAAGGCAACCUCGCGCCCUCCCAGGUCCUCAAGCACACGGCGGGUCAGUGGGAGGAUGUCGACAUGGAGGACGCGCCCCAGACCGAAGACGCUAACAGCGAUGACGAUAUGGAUGAGGCAGACGGCGAACUUGCCCAGCUGCGCAACCACAACGAGACUGAAUCCAGCCUAGAGGUCGCAGAGACUGGCGGUGAGCGAAAGAGCUGGUGGAUGACCUACAAGUACCGUCCCAUCUUCGGUAUCGUGCCCCUCAGCACGCCAGACCAGGACCUCGAGGUGGCCCUGGUGGAGAGACCGACAUGGGAUGUGGAGAUGCCGGAGAGCUACUUUAGCCUCGAGCAGUGGGAAAGGUAG
Molecule: messenger RNA, 2643 nt
Organism: Ilyonectria robusta
Lineage: Eukaryota; Fungi; Ascomycota; Sordariomycetes; Hypocreales; Nectriaceae
Product: WD40-repeat-containing domain protein
Exons: 2
Coding region: 1-2643 (880 amino acids)
Biological process (GO): maturation of SSU-rRNA from tricistronic rRNA transcript (SSU-rRNA, 5.8S rRNA, LSU-rRNA)
Cellular component (GO): 90S preribosome; small-subunit processome; t-UTP complex
Molecular function (GO): RNA binding; protein binding
Source: RefSeq, a predicted model, not a curated record